This is a messenger RNA of Penicillium alfredii, 939 nucleotides long. RefSeq names its product putative glycerol dehydrogenase. Gene Ontology annotation, cellular component: cytosol. The transcript has 3 exons. Lineage: Eukaryota; Fungi; Ascomycota; Eurotiomycetes; Eurotiales; Aspergillaceae. The record is from RefSeq and is a predicted model, not a curated record. The coding region runs from base 1 to 939 and encodes 312 amino acids. Gene Ontology annotation, molecular function: aldose reductase (NADPH) activity.
AUGGCCGCCAACAUUCGCUUCAAACUCAACACUGGCGCUGAGAUCCCCGCGUUGGGUCUGGGAACAUGGAAGUCCGAGCCCGGCGAGGUCGCAAGGGCAGUUAGCCAUGCCAUCUCAGUAGGCUACAGGCACAUCGACACGGCCCUCUGCUAUGGCAAUGAGCACGAAGUCGGACAGGGUAUCCGGGAAGCUCUCGCGACGGGCAAGGUCAAGCGCGAAGAGUUGUUCGUCACCACCAAGCUGUGGUGCUCGUUCCACGCGCGCGUCGAAGAGGGCCUUGAGGAGAGCCUGAAGAACCUUGGACUGGACUACCUGGAUCUGUUCCUCAUGCACUGGCCACUGGCCAUGAACCCCAAGGGAAACCACAACAUCUUCCCCAAGCUCCCGGAUGGCUCGCGCGACAUUGACCACAGCCACUCCCACGUCACAACGUGGAAGAGCAUGGAGAAGCUGCUGGACACCGGACGGGUCAAGGCCAUCGGUGUCUCCAAUUACAGUGUCCCGUAUCUGGAGGAGCUCCUGCCCCAGGUCUCGGUGGUGCCCGCGGUCAACCAGAUUGAGAACCACCCCUCGCUGCCACAACAGGAGAUUGUCGACUUCUGCAAAAAGGCCGGCAUCCAUAUCACUGCAUACAGCCCGCUCGGCAGCACCGGCAGCCCGCUGUUCACAGCCGAGCCCAUUGUUGCCGUGGCACAGAAGCGCGGUGUCAGCCCGGCCACCAUCCUUCUCAGUUGGCACAUCGCCCGAGGCUCCUCGGUCCUCGCCAAGUCCGUGACCCCGGCCCGCAUCGAGGCCAACCGCACAGACUUGAUCCAUCUCGACGAUUCGGACAUGGCUACCAUCGCCCAGUACUGCGAUCAGCUCGCUGCCACCAAGGGCUUCCAGCGCUUUGUAUUCCCGCCAUUCGGAGUGAACUUUGGCUUCCCGGACAAGCUGUAA